Molecule: messenger RNA, 2070 nt
Organism: Cottoperca gobio
Lineage: Eukaryota; Metazoa; Chordata; Actinopteri; Perciformes; Bovichtidae
Gene: mgat4a
Product: alpha-1,3-mannosyl-glycoprotein 4-beta-N-acetylglucosaminyltransferase A
Exons: 15
Coding region: 467-2050 (527 amino acids)
Biological process (GO): protein N-linked glycosylation
Cellular component (GO): endoplasmic reticulum-Golgi intermediate compartment; Golgi stack; endoplasmic reticulum
Molecular function (GO): acetylglucosaminyltransferase activity
Source: RefSeq, a predicted model, not a curated record
CUUUCGGACCCCGUCAGAGAGCGAACAGCCUAUCCCGGUGGACCAACCGUCGCACACUCGAAAUGCCUUCUAUUUGGAACUAACGACGUGUUGUAUUUUAUUUUUACAAUGGGUUUUAUCGGCAGCUAGCUUGUAUCUUAACCGACCAUGUAAGCGGUCUUGUCACGGAAGGCAGUUGACUCGUGACUGAUCGCCGGAGGACACAGGGUACAGGAGGAGCCAGUUAAACAGCCCUCCGAACAACGACUAGAAAAGACGCACCGAGACUACCCGACCCCGCCAGUGCAGAAGUCCGGGCUCACAGUCCGGUUAACUAGAGCGUUUUUAACCGUUUAACGCCCCCCAUAUGCCGACGCCUACGCUCGUGUCAACACCCUGAAGGCAGAGAGAUAAGGAGGGAGGGAGGCAACGGCAGCUCCGGGGUCCCCGACACUCAGCAGCCGAGGAGAGGCACCGCUGAAAUGAGAUGAGGCUCAGAAAUGGAACUGUGGCCACUGCGAUUAUUUUCUUCACGUCUUUCCUCAGCCUGUCCUGGUACACAGCGUGGCAGAAUGGCAAAGAGAAGCUGAUAGCGUACCAGCGGGAGUUCCAUGCCUUGAAAGAGCGCCUUCGCGUGGCCGAGCACAGGACGCUGCAGCGCUCGUCUGAGCUCAACAACAUUCUCGAGCACUUCAGACGCGCCAUCGCCGAGACUAACAGCAGCAAAGAUGCGUUCACGAACUUCUCAGAUGAGACACAGAAACUACUGAAGGAGCUCGCAAAUAGGAGACCUCUCCAGCUGCCAAACAUCUACCACCACAUGCCUCACCUCCUCAACAAUGAGGGCAGCCUCAACCCUGCCGUGCAGGUUGGUCUCGGCCGCACAGGAGUUACCAUGGUGAUGGGGAUCCCCACAGUGAAGCGGAAGGUGAAGUCUUAUCUGUCGGAAACGCUGCGCUCGCUAAUAGACAAGCUCUCGCCAGAGGAGAAACUCGACUGUGUCAUUAUUGUCUUCGUUGGGGAGACUGACGUGGACUAUGUUAACAGCGUGGUCGCUGUCCUGGAGAAAGAGUUUUCUAUUGAGCUGAGUUCAGGCUUGCUGGAGGUGAUCUCCCCACCCGCCGCUUACUACCCCGAACUCACCAACCUCAAGGAGACCUUUGGAGACUCCAAAGAGAGAGUCAAAUGGCGGACCAAGCAGAAUCUGGACUAUUCCUUCCUCAUGAUGUAUGCUGUGAGCAAAGGAGUUUAUUACGUCCAGCUGGAGGAUGACAUCGUGGCCAAGCCCAACUACUUUGCCACGAUGAAGAACUUUGCCCUGCAGCUCUCGUCGGAGGACUGGAUGAUCCUGGAGUUCUCUCAGCUGGGCUUCAUUGGGAAAAUGUUCCAGGCUCCAGACUUAAACCUCAUUGUUGAGUUCAUCCUCAUGUUCUACAAGGAGAAGCCCAUCGACUGGCUGCUGGACCAUAUUCUCUGGGUCAAAGUCUGCAACCCUGAGAAAGAUGCGAAACACUGCGAGCGCCAGAAGUCCAGCCUCCGUGUGCGGUUCAGACCCUCCUUGUUUCAACACGUGGGACUCCAUUCUUCUCUUGCUGGAAAGAUUCAGAAACUCACAGACAAGGACUUCCUGAAGCCACUGCUCCACAAGAUGCAUGUCAACCCCCCGGCUGAGGUUUCAACUUCAGUGAAGGUGUACCAGGGUCACACUCUGGAGAAGACUUACCUAGGAGAGGACUUCUUCUGGGCCAUCACUCCUACUGCAGGAGACUACAUCCUCUUCAAAUUCGACAGACCUAUUAGCAUAGAGAAGUUCCUGUUUCGCAGUGGUAACCAGGAGCACCCGGGGGACAAAAUCGAAAACACCACAGUGGAAAUACUGCCUGUUUCGGUACCCGGACUGCAGACCAAAGAGAAGUACAAGCGAACUGAGGACCGCUUUUACAGGAUCGGUCAGUUUGAGAAAGGUGUGGCAGAGGGAGUUGUAGAUCCUUCUUUCAAUCCCAUCGUAGCCCUUCGACUUUCUGUCAUCAAAGACUCUGCUGUGUGGGCCAUCCUCAGUGAAGUAAGCUAAAUACACACCACACCUGUUCA